UGGUCCAGCGCUGUUGCCUGUCAUGGCGCUGCCCAGUAUGCUGCCGGGCGCUAUGAGAGGUCGGCCCUGGGCAUUCCUCAGGCAUUUGCCGGGGUUAUUUUAUCGAGGAGAUGCACCAGCACUCAUAAGGCCGGCGUUUAAUCCUGCGGCUCCUGUUAAUGUCAGACAGGCAUCUGGAUUGUGCUCGGUGGUCUCCAGAUCAACGCAUCAAACGUUUCUAGCUGCAGCGACUAGACUUUCUGUUCCUGGAAAUGCAGCACCCGCUAUCGGUGGAUCCGUCCUCAGCAGAGUAAGCCCGCUGCUGCCAAGCCUUCUGAGUCAGCCCUCCCGGCCCCUCACUUACUGCAGUGUGCGCUCAGGGAAGAGGAAGUCGGUGAAAGCCGUUGUUGAUCGCUUCCUGCGCCUACAUUGUGGACUGUGGGUGCGGAAAAAGGCCGGCUACAAAAAGAAGUUGUGGAAGAAGUUAGCGGCCAGGAGGAAACGGCUCAGAGAAGAGGUUAUUUGUAACAAGACGCAGUCCAAGCUGCUCGACAAAAUGACCACCUCCUUCUGGAAGAGGCGCAAUUGGUACAUCGGUGAUCCUUACCAGAAGUACCACGACCGCACCAACCUCAAAGUGUAGGCUGGGUCCACGUGUUUGUAAACUGUAAUAAAGUUGUGUAUAAAUCGGU
Spea bombifrons (plains spadefoot toad) is the source of this 671-nucleotide messenger RNA. RefSeq names its product mitochondrial ribosomal protein L35 (gene MRPL35). Lineage: Eukaryota; Metazoa; Chordata; Amphibia; Anura; Pelobatidae. Gene Ontology annotation, biological process: translation. Gene Ontology annotation, cellular component: mitochondrion; ribosome. Bases 23 to 622 code for a protein of 199 amino acids. The record is from RefSeq and is a predicted model, not a curated record. The transcript has 5 exons. Gene Ontology annotation, molecular function: structural constituent of ribosome.